AGAGAGAAGUUCAGAAAGAGAGGAAAGGGAAGUGCAGUGUUUGAAACUGAAAUGUUUGGAAAUGCAAACGCGGACUUAAAAUGUCAAAUCGAGUCUUCUCCUGCCCUUCAGACGCGCCAGAUUGCUGCUUCUCCCAUCUCCGGAAAAGAGCCUUGAAAGGAUCUUGGGCGGGGAUCACUACAGUAUACUUAGAGAACCACUGCCUUACACCACGUGGAUAAGAGGACAAGAAGCUGUCUCAGAAGGCCUUUUAAAAAUCCACCUGGAGCUUCAUGGACUGCACAUGUGCUUGGUGACCUGAAUGAAUCAUUUCAAAAUGAUGUAAAACAAAUUGUCAUCAGCAACAUGAAGGUGGGUGAAACAGAGAGACAUUGGGAGAGAAGUAAAGUUAGGAAGCAAGGUUUUCUGCAGGGGAGGAUACAUAAACAGAACCACAUUUUCAAGGAGGUGGCAGCUUUAAAACGUGAAAAACUGGAAUAACCACCGUGAGGCAAGGACGAACUUGAAGGGAAGUGCAGCAACGUAAAGCAAGCUUUAAAUUCAUUAAAUCAAAAAAGACAAAUAAUCAACAAUUGGAAAUAUCAGGAAGACUACUACAGAAAGUCUUGUCUCAAGCUGGAUAUUGAAACUUGAAAACCUAAGAAAUUUAUUGAUGAGAAGCAAGAGUAAUUAUUUAAAGAGAAAACUCAAAGGCCUUUUCAUUUGAGGAAAGCAGAGAACAUGGUUACCAUUUUGCAACAACCUAAGGAAAUGGAACACAUAGCAUGGUGAAAUAGUGUACCAGAGGACAACAAUUUUGAAUCAAGGCACUUCAAAUGUUUUUUGCUCACCUCUAGUCAUUCUGUUUAUCUGUUUAGCUGAAAGAGCCAUGGACUGUUGGCAGAAAGUACAUCAGAGUGGGUGGAUUUUUCCAACUCUGGUCCUUUGUAUUUAUGGCUUCUUUACCAUGAUGAGGCCAUCUGAACCUUUCCUCACACCUUACCUCACUGGACCUGAAAAAAAUCUGACUAUUGAUGAGGUAACGCAGCAUAUUUUUCCAGUUUGGACAUACUCCUACCUGGCCCUGCUCUUCCCUGUAUUUCUGAUUACAGACUAUGCACGUUAUAAACCUAUAAUUAUUGUACAGGGGAUUAGCUUAAUUGUUACUUGGCUAUUACUUUUAUUUGCAUCUGGCAUAUCAGCCAUGCAGCUGGCAGAGUUUAUGUAUGGACUUGCAACAGCCACAGAGGUUGCCUAUUAUGCUUACAUAUAUAGUGUUGUCAGUGCUGAUUAUUAUCAAAAAGUGACAGGUUACUGCAGAAGUAUCACUCUGGUGGCAUCCACCAUGGGAUCUCUGCUUGGACAGCUUUUAGUUUCUUUAGGCCAGGUACCUUAUUUUUAUCUCAAUGUCAUAACUUUAGCUUCUGUGUCUAUGGCAUUUAUAUCUUCAUUUUUUCUGCCCAUGCCACAAAAAAGCAUGUUCUUCCAUAGAAAGUCUUCCCCAGAACACUUCAUUGGAUCAGUAGAGAAAGUUACAGCACAAAUUUCCAACCAACAAACCAAUGAACAGGACAAAGAGAUGACAAUAUCAGCAGUCAGGCCCCAGAAUUUACCUGAACAUGACUCAUCCAAAGUUAAAACCAAGAAUCAUUUUCUGUCAAUCCUAAUGCAGUUGUGUGUGGAUCUGAAGGAAUGUUAUGCCACCAAAAAACUUCUUUAUUGGUCAAUGUGGUGGACUUUAGCUACUGCAGGAUUUAACCAAAUUUUGAAUUAUGUGCAAGUACUAUGGGAUGAUAAAGCACCUUCUCAUAGUUCUGAAGUUUAUAAUGGAGCUGUUGAAGCCAUAGCUACAUUUCUGAGUUCAAUAACCUCACUAGCUGUGGCAUAUGUGAAACUGAACUGGGAUCUAACUGGAGAACUGGCACUGGGAAUCUUCUCAGCCCUAGAUGCUACUUCACUUAUUGUUAUGCAUUUUAUCAAGAACAUCUGGGUCUGUUAUGCUAGCUAUUUAGUGUUCAAAGCAUGUUAUAUGUUCCUUAUAACCAUAGCCACAUUCCAGAUUGCUAUCAACCUCAGCAUGGAACGCUAUGCCUUGAUGUUUGGCUUCAACAACUUUGUUGCACUGCUAAUUCAAACUAUACUGACUGUUAUUGUAGUUGAUUCAAAAGGUCUGGGCCUGGAUAUUGGGACUCAGUUCUUAAUAUAUGGAAGCUACUUUGCAGUGAUAGCUGGGAUUUUUCUAAGCAGAAGCAUUUACAUUAUAAUCUCAACAAAAUGUGAAAAGGAAAACCCUGCAGAAAAUCUUGAAAUGAAAGCACAAUGGCAGAAUACAGAGAUUCAUAGCACAAGGAUGUAGCACCUUAAACAAAAGUUGCCUUGAAGCCAAAUUGAACGAUCUUUUAUUUGAACAAAUCAGUUCCUCAGUGACUUUAAGUCACAUUUGCACAUAAAAUUAACUUGUAUAUUCUCAUGUGAUUUUAAAUUCCUAGGUUAUGACAUAACUAUAUUAAAAGAUCAGAAUUCUCAAGGUGCCCAACCAAUUACAUUUGAAAUAGAAGGAAAUGUUGGUUACAUGUAAUUGAUUGAUUAGUCAUUUGUAAUUGCCAUUAAAAUAGUUCUUUAUACUACCAUUUAAUUAAUGAAAAUUGAAAGUAUUUUCCCUACAUCUAGAGAUCUAUGCUGCUGCUAAUUGUUUCUGGCUUCAGUUGUAAGUUCUUGGUAUAACUUUUAUAGUCCUCCAGUUAUAGGAGAACUAUAACUCCCAUUGACAAUUUUGGCUCAAACUAUUCAGAUCUGUUAUUCAGUGAGAAUUGGAGAGCUACAGAUUUAGCUGUAGCUAAAUGGAUGAAAACUUGACUAUCUGAAAUGUUGCCUCAUUACACAACUGACUGAGGCAAGGGAUUUUAAAGAUACCUCCAGCUGUGGACAUUUUAUGGAGCAUGAAGUAUAACUCAGUGUUGUGUCCUCAACUAUGGGCUAUAUUCCCUCAUGGAUUUUUACUGGUCCCCACUCUUGUGAGGAUACAUGUCCAGUCUAGGUUUUUGAUGAAUUAAUGUUUUCAUUGUUUUAUAGUUAUUGUUUCAAAUAUAUUAAUUUCUCAUUUUAAGUUUUGCAGAGAACUUUGUUCAAUAGGGAUGUGCAGUUGCUUUGAAUGGUUCAUAGCUGAACAGAAAAAAUCAUUUUGGAGUUUUUGGUCUAUAGAAUGAAAGAAGCUAUUUUGAUCUGGAUAAAACUACAACACGAUUGCCCUAAAAAUGAAGUGUUCAGAGAAGAAUAAGGGAAAGUCCAAGAUAGGGGAUGGAAAGGGUUGCUUGAUAUUUGCAUCUGUGUCAAUAGUGCUCUUGAUGGAAGGCAACAGCAAAAGUUGAAAGGGAAAAUGCCAGCUCCUCACAUGGCAGGGAAGGUCAGCACAAUGCCAGUGCCAUACACAACCCAUUCUCACCUCUUUUUCAGCAGGCAGACACCAAGAAGCACUGAGGAGAGGGAAGGCAAUAAAAAUCAGAAGCGCACAGCUAGGGUAUUUGCUGCACUAGGAAUUGCAGCAAUAUCCUUGUUAGGAAUAGGCAUGUGGACAAUGGCUGAGGAAAGCAAGGAAGAAUGCUAUGUUGGGAACUUCAGAGAUAACACUGCAGAACUUCUAGAGCAGGGUGUCGAACUGCCGGCUGGUUGCAUAAUGCCCUGGCAAUGCAAAAAAAGUUGCGAUAUGUCACAUCACAUGGCACGGCGAGUUUGAUACCCGUGUUCUAAAGUGUGAUGGCAUGUUUGGAGUUCAAAACAGAACAGAUUUUGUUCCAUGUUCAGUCCUACCAUUAGCUUAAGCCUUAAAACUUUUAAAUAAAGAUGGUAAUAAAAAAGUCAUUUCAGUGGAAUAGAUUGCCUCUUUGUGCAUGUGUGAUUUAAAGUCAGGAUUAUUUUGUAUGCAUGUACUAUGCUCAGAAAAAAUGGAAAUGUAUUUAUUUGUAUCCCGCCUUUAUUAUUUUUGCUCAGUUAAGUGUUUUACAAUAGCAUUGUAAUUCUGUUAAAUUCUUAGUGGCUGGAUAAGUGCACUGUGCUUAUGGGUCACCCUUGAGAAUAAUCUGAACAUGUGGCUGGCCCUGGAUCAAGCAGCUUGUAUGGCGAGCAGUGCCUCUCAGGGCCCACAGAACCCUCAUGGUGAAACUGACAAAAACUAAUGUUUAUAUACAUUGUGUUACUGAGCCUUUUCAACCUAUUAGAUGCUAGGAAAAAUAAUUAGAAUGAAGGUUUAUGUAGGGAUUCACUUUUGGGCUCCUUUGUGCUUCAUCUUUAGCAUCACCCUGAAGGUUUGCUAUUGAUCAAACUGAUAUUCUCAAGAGCUGUCAUUAUUUUCAGACCAUCCAUUUCUUGUUCCCAUUAUUCUUUUCAUAUUCUUCUCUAGUAAUAAAUAGGCUACUUUACGCCUAACCUCUUUAAUAGAUUACACAGCCAUUCACUGGCUAUGUAGUUUUCUUAUAUAUUUUUUAAAAGCACCAAACUGUAGAAUAUUUUCUAUGAAUUGCAGGAUAUGUGUGCAUAGAAAAAACUAAAGAUACCCUCACAGAAACAAUUUUACUAUUGGUUAUUUCUGAGCCUACUUCAAGAUGCUUCUAAAUGUAUAUAAAGCCUUACAGAGCUUAGGACAAAGUUUACAGGAUAUCUUACUUAGUCUAAUUACCUGAUCAGUCUCAGAUCAUUGAGCAUUUUUUGUUACUCCGUCCAUGGAUAUAGUAAAUUCAUCCAUAGUAAAUUCUGCUUUUAUAAUUUCCUUGUUCUGGAAUAAACUGCCACCAGAAAUGAAACUAUUCCCUCUCAUUUAAACUGGUAGGGGGAGGCAGCUCAAAACAUGCUUGUUUAUACAUGGUUUUUCAUUAUUUUGUUUCAAAUAUUUUAAAUAGUUUAGAUUUUUAAUAAUGUUGUAAAGUUUGUUUAUUAUUAUGUAGUUUUAAUGUGUAUUUGCUAAUUACCUUGGCACAAAAUAUUCAAAAUAAAUUAAAAUAAAAUAAAAUAAAAUAAUGGCAUUAUUUUAUUAUAAACAUCAGGAAGAAGAAUCUUUGAAGUGCUGGGAAAAAGUCACCCAUUAUAAAAGAUGGUGCGAAAAUUAAAGUUUAUAGAUUAUUGUACUUUUUUGUCGUACUGGGACAUGAUGCAAUCUACAGUAUUAAGAAAUAGUAAAUAUUAUAUAAUGAAUUUUCUACUUGUAAUUUGCUUUCUCAAUAGACAUCAGUAUUUUUUAAUUUUAUGAUAAUAAAAACAUUUAAAACACGG
Molecule: messenger RNA, 5241 nt
Organism: Crotalus tigris (Tiger rattlesnake)
Lineage: Eukaryota; Metazoa; Chordata; Lepidosauria; Squamata; Viperidae
Gene: SLC19A3
Product: solute carrier family 19 member 3
Exons: 10
Coding region: 869-2335 (488 amino acids)
Biological process (GO): vitamin transport; transmembrane transport
Cellular component (GO): plasma membrane
Molecular function (GO): thiamine transmembrane transporter activity
Source: RefSeq, a predicted model, not a curated record